AUGACUUGUUUCGAUUCAUCACUCUGGAGAACGAUCGAUCUCCGGAUUCUAUGGUCCGACCUUCUUAUAAGGGUGGACACUGAGCUCAGGUUGUCACAAGCACUGAUGACUAUAGUAGCUUAUGGUCAUGGAAACAUCACCAGCAUUGUGUUCCAUCCCAACUUACCUACAAAGGAUGAGCACUUGAACAUCAUCAGUCGAGGAUGCCCUCAUCUUAAAAGGCUCGUCAUGCCGUGUUGGGAUUCCAUCAGCGUAACUGCAAUGAGUGAUGCCAUAAAUAACUGGGGAGAAUUGGAAUCGAUAACCAUGCCUAGCCUUACUCCUUCCUUCCGAACCAUGCUGACCAUUGAUGGAUCUUGCGAGGGGCUCUCUCAGCUAAAGGUCGUCGGUGUCGUUCAUGAUGGAUUUCUAUCAUCGCCUUUUGGAAACUUCCCCUUCGAGCUGAAGGUGUUGAGCUUGCAAUGUUGCUUGGUGCCCUUGGGAGGUCUACUGACAAUAAUGGACAUGCAUCUUCAUCUCGAGGUGCUUAAUCUGUCACACGUACUAUUGCAUCUUGAUGAACGUAUGAAUCCCAUACCACUGAUGAAAUUGUUCGACAACCCAGUAGGGAUGUUGAUUCUUGAGAAAGCUUUCAGGUUGAGUAGCUUCUUCUACUGCGAGGACUACGCAUCAUGCAAUGAAUGCCGGAGGAUGAUAGAUGGUCGCACGAGGCACAGUGAUGGUUGGUGGAGGCCGGACGAGGUGGCCUCUUUGAAUUUGAGAGAGUCCGAUGAUAUAUAG
Musa acuminata AAA Group (dessert banana) is the source of this 780-nucleotide messenger RNA. RefSeq names its product F-box/LRR-repeat protein At3g48880-like. The record is from RefSeq and is a predicted model, not a curated record. The transcript is spliced from 2 exons. Bases 1 to 780 code for a protein of 259 amino acids. NCBI's taxonomy places the organism in Eukaryota, Viridiplantae, Streptophyta, Magnoliopsida, Zingiberales, Musaceae.